AUGGAAUGGUUUUUGAUAAUUGUAACGAUAGUGAUGGCACUAUUGUUAUUAUUUGUGAACUUCUACUUACUAGUUUUAUAUUGUCAUCCCGAUGAUAGUGGUUGGGGUUCAUCAUUAGUAUGCAAAGUAUUUGUGAUUAUUGGAAUGACAUUGACUUGGGCUUAGGUGUUGAUGUUGCCAUUGGAUGCAGCAAAUUCAAGAGGACUUGGAGAAGGCUUGGAUAUGGAUUUCUUUUGGAAGUUCAUUUACAUGUUGAUUUUGAUAUUUGGAACCCUUUUUAUCCCUUUCGCUCAAUACUAUUACGAAUCAGAUGAUGAGAAGUCUGUAGGCUAACGAUGCUGUGCAGCUCUCUAUUAACAAUUAUGUUUUGUGAUAAUAGUAGCACUUUUGCUAUUUAUUUCCUAUGCAUUUUUACGAUUUGCUGAUAUCCCAGUCUACAUUUCAGUGAAAUCCUGUGCAUAGCCAACCCUCUUCUUGGAUUCUGAAACCCCAUUUACAGGCGUAGCAAACUCUUUGCAGGAGGAUUCGGCUGACACUUUGGAAUAUGAAGUCAGUUUCCCUGUUUAUGUGAUGGCAUUUAUGUCUUUGUUUGGUUAUUGCUUGUUCGUGCUUUUUGGGGGAGUUGGUUUAACAGCCUUGCCAGUCGAUUUGAUAUAAGAAUUUAUAAAUAGGCCAAAAAAAUUGACAACUGCUGAGGGAAAUUAGAAGAAAAGCAGUCUAAAAAGGAAAGCCUAUGAAUUGAUUGAAGAGGGCAACAAAAUUAAAGAUUAUUAAAAAGAGGCAGUUAAUUAAGAUGGAUGGUGGGCCAGAUAUAGAGAGAAAAGAAGAGUGCGGACUCAAUUUACAAGAUAUAAGAAUGCAGUUCUAUGUUUAGAUAGAGAUAAUGAAAUUUUCAAGAUGGAACUCAAAUAUUUUGAUACGAAUCCGGUAGUUUGGUAUUUUAAAUUUGUGAUUGGAGUGAUAUUCUGCGUUAUUUCUUUCAUUUGGUGGUUGCACAUAUUAUUGUUUAUAGUAAUAAGAGAUUCAGAUGGGAUAUCAGCAAGUCCAUUUCUGAAUAAAAUAUUGAUUGGCUUAGAAGAUGGAAAUGCUGGGUUUUUAUGUGUCGGUAUAUUUGGAUUCCUUUGCAUAUAUUUAUUGUGGUGCACUCAGAAGGGCAACAUUAAAUUUGGUCUCAGGAUUCCUUUUCUAUUCUCCUUGCAUAUAAUGAAAGUGAAUGAGACUUGGAUGAAUACUUUUCUAUUUAAUGUCCAACUUAUGUUAAUCUGUUCGGUGGCUGUUACUUAGUUUUGCACCAAAGCGUUUUCCCAGUACAUUAGACUGAGCACUCUCAAUAUGUUGUUUAGUACUCAAAUUCAAUACCUACGUUUCUUUACUUAUUUAUAUUCUAACAAUGUCUUUGAAAUUAUCUUACUGGUCUGGUCAGUUUUAACAAUGAUAUAUUUGCUUAUCAGAAGAUCAGACAAACCUAAAAUGCUUAAGGAAAUCGAAGAAAUGUAAAAACAAGAGUUCAAAUGA
Messenger RNA from Paramecium tetraurelia, 1515 nucleotides. RefSeq lists its product as uncharacterized. The record is from RefSeq and is a predicted model, not a curated record. The transcript has 6 exons. NCBI's taxonomy places the organism in Eukaryota, Ciliophora, Oligohymenophorea, Peniculida, Parameciidae.